UCGCUCGCCGCUCGCCUCGCGCGCGUCGGCCAUGGCCACCCACACCACUUGCCUCUCGCCUUUCUCCCUCCUCUUCCUCAUCCCACCAAUGGCCAACUAAGCACGCGCUCUCGGUUUCUGUCUAACCCUGUGUUCGCCAUUGCUGACCAGAGUUCCAAGCUUCUUUUUUUUUCCUUCGAUUGCUGGGUCGCCGUACGCCGUUGCCGCGGCGGGAAUGGCUUCCUGUUCGUCGUACGGCGGGCGUGUCGCAGUGGUGCUCGUCGUGCUGCUGCUAUGUGUUUCCACGCUGGCGGCAGCGCAGCCGCUCAUGUCGUCGCAGGCCAAGACGCUGCUCUGGGUGCGCCGCCUGCUCGGGUUCCCGCCGGCGCUCGACGCGAUGACGGGGGCGCCGGACCUCUGCGCGCUGCCGCCCACGCCGUCGCUCACCGUCGCCUGCGCGGGCGGGCAGGUCACCGAGCUGUCCGUCCGCGGCGGCCGGGAGCCCGACGCGGCGUGGCGCACCGCGCUGCCGGCCAACUUCUCCGCCGACGCGCUCUUCACCACGCUCACCAGGCUCCCGGCGCUGUCGCGGCUCUCGCUCGUCGCGCUUGGCGUCUGGGGGGAGCUCCCCGGCGCCAAGCUCCACCGCCUCCAGGCGCUGCGGGUGCUCAACCUCAGCUCCAACUACCUCUACGGCGCCGUCCCCGAGCACUUCUCCCGGAUGUACUCGCUGCAGAGCCUCGUGCUGUCCCGGAACCGGCUCAACGGCACCGUGCCGCUGCUGUCCGGCCUCGCCUUCCUCGACGAGCUCGAUGUCGGCCACAAUAGGCUCGGCCCGGCGUUCCCCGAUGUGGGGAAUGCGGUGGUCCGGCUGGUACUGGCCAACAACAACUUCACCGGGAAGAUUCCGGCGGCGGUGAGCUCGCUGGGACAGCUCCAGUUCUUGGACGUGUCCGGCAACCGGCUGCAGGGGUGGAUCCCUUCCUCCAUCUUCGCGCUACCGGCGCUGCGGUACAUCGACCUGUCUCGCAACCAGCUCGCCGGGCAGCUGCCGGCGAGCACGGCAUGCGCGGACGCGCUGCGGUUCGUCGACGUCUCGGACAACCUGCUCGCCGGGGCGCGCCCGGCGUGCAUGCGGGGCAACUCGUCGGCGCGCACGGUGCUCGACGCGGGCAACUGCUUCCGCGACGCCAAGCUGCAGCGCCCGAGCACGUACUGCAACCCCGGGGCGCUCGCCGCCGUGCUGCCGCCGACGCAGGGGAGCGGAGGCGACCAGGGAGGCGGGAAGGGCGGCCAGGUCGGGAUGGUUCUCGGCAUUGUCGGCGGUGUCGUCGCCGGCGCGUCGCUGAUUGCGCUUGUGAUGAUGGCGGUGCUGAGGAGGGCGAGGAGGCACCACCCAGAGGCGACCAUCUUGCCCAGGUCGCCGCUGGCGACUCCGGCGAAGAAGGCGGCGGAUGGCGGCAAGUCUCCGGCCAAGGUGACCCAGAGGAUUGUCACUCCGGCUGAUAAGAGGCAUGCAUCACAAGCUGCAAGGGUGAAUACAUUGGAAGUGCCAGCGUAUCGUGUGUACACACUUGAGGAGCUCCAAGAAGCAACCAACAACUUUGGUUCAUCAAACUUGAUCAGCAGUUCUCCUGUUGCAAAGUAUUACAACGGUCAGCUUCAAGAUGGUUCGCGAGUGUCACUGAGAUGCCUGAAGCUGAAACCGAAGUAUUCUCCUCAGAGCCUGACCCAAUACAUGGAGAUAGUCUCUAAACUUCGACACCGCCAUUUGGUUAGCAUCAUUGGUCACUGCAUUGUUGAAGAUCAAGAGAAUCCUAAUAUUGCUAGUUCAGUAUGCUUCGUUGCUGAACAUGUAACAAAUGGAUCCCUAAGAAGUCAUCUAACCGAGUGGAGGAAGCGUGAGAUGCUAAAAUGGCCGCAACGUGUUUCUGCUGCUAUUGGUGUUGCCAGAGGGAUCCAAUUUUUGCAUGAUGUGACUGCUCCAGACAUUGUUCAUAAUGAUCUAAGCAUUGAAAAUAUUCUUCUGGACAAGACACUCACUUCCAAAAUUAGCAACUUUAAUCUCCCAAUGAUAUCAACUAGCAAGAAUGGCAAGAUAUUCUCAGAAACCCCAUUUGCCAUAUCUGAAGACAACGAUCUUGGCAGCGUGCAAAGCACAGAACAAACGGACAAAGAUGACAUCUACCAGUUUGGACUAAUUCUUCUAGAAGUAAUCACUGGCAAGCCAACAGGGUCCCAAAAUGACCUGGAUUCCCUGAAAACUCAGAUAAGUGAAGCCAUAGCUGAAGACCCAGACUUGCUGAAAGACAUGGCCGACCCGGCGAUCCGUGGCACGUUCGCCGUCGAGUCCCUGAGCACGGUGGCCGAGAUAGCACUCAACUGCACUGCCAGUGACCCAAGCAGCCGGCCCUCCAUGGAGGACGUCAUCUGGAACCUCCAGUACUCCAUGCAGGUGCAGGACGGGUGGGCAAGCAGCGAGAGCCUGAGCCUGAGCACCAGAUGACAAGGCAACAUACACAUGCAAAUUCACUUCUGAGUCGAGGAAAAAGAUGCAAUUUCACUUUCAGAUUGGUUGCGAUUUUGCUGUGCAGCUGUGUGGCGCUGCUACUUCCUUGUGUAUAGCAGUUUUUUCUUUCUUUCUUGUUGCUCAAAUUUGUAGCGUUCCAGCUAGAGCAAUUAAGACCAAAACUAUUGGACCAAUAUUACUUGAUCUGGCCAUCUGGGGACAGCAUUUACAGCUCGACCAAACGAAAGUGGGCACAUGAAUUCAUAUGAAUUCCAUAGGAACCGACGAAAGUUAAGGAUUCUGUAUA
Molecule: messenger RNA, 2795 nt
Organism: Oryza brachyantha (malo sina)
Lineage: Eukaryota; Viridiplantae; Streptophyta; Magnoliopsida; Poales; Poaceae
Product: probable LRR receptor-like serine/threonine-protein kinase At1g14390
Exons: 7
Coding region: 215-2485 (756 amino acids)
Biological process (GO): protein phosphorylation
Cellular component (GO): membrane
Molecular function (GO): protein binding; ATP binding; protein kinase activity
Source: RefSeq, a predicted model, not a curated record